Messenger RNA from Belonocnema kinseyi, 1286 nucleotides. RefSeq names its product probable RNA-binding protein EIF1AD. Gene Ontology annotation, molecular function: translation initiation factor activity; RNA binding. Gene Ontology annotation, biological process: translational initiation. Gene Ontology annotation, cellular component: nucleus. The transcript has 4 exons. The record is from RefSeq and is a predicted model, not a curated record. The coding region runs from base 293 to 787 and encodes 164 amino acids. Lineage: Eukaryota; Metazoa; Arthropoda; Insecta; Hymenoptera; Cynipidae.
UUAUGACACCAAACCUCGGGGCCGCCAUUUUUAUUUCUUUCUGCCGCACAUUCACACCUUCAAAAACAUUCAAACUGAGAAACUUUUCAAGAAUUUCCGAAAUUUAAGGCGACCCACGGGAAUUUACGGAGCAGCAAGCAAUAACUGCGCAUUGUCGCCGCGCAGUUGCAAAGUUUCACCCGCGUCGACAUAAUUUGAUUUUAUUGAAUUUUCAACACUUGAAACCCCUCGAAACGUUAGUAAGGAGAAAAAGGAAAUCACUAAGUCCGUCUGCUGUCUUUUUCAGAUCAUAAUGUCCAGAUCAACGAAACGAAAACACGUAGCCCGGGAGCUCGAGGAGGAUUUAAGUGUGCCCACUGAGUCUCAAUCAAUAGUUCAACUAAUAGAAUCACGUGGGAAUAACCUUCACGAAGCGAUGGAUGCAACGGGAGAUCGAUUUCUAAUAUCUAUGCCACCGAAGUUUCGAAAAAGUAUCUGGGUGAAAAGAGGAGAUUUCGUUAUUAUCGAACCCAUUCUAGAAGGCGACAAAGUCAAGGGAGAAAUUUUUAAAAUCUUAACAAGGGAGCAUAUAAAGUUCUACCAGUCACAAAAUUGUUGGCCACAGGAAUUUGAACAAAAGCGACACGAAAGCAACGGGGAUGCAGACAAUGAAGAGGAAGAAGAUUCAAAAGAUAACGAAGAGAAGGAAGAAGAUGACCUUUUUGUGAACACGAACAGACCACCGGUAAAUCAUGAUACGACCGAAACAGAAAGUGAUCCUAGUUCCGAAGCCUCAGAUUCUGAUUAAAUGUACCUUCCUAGUAUGUACAAUUACUCUUAAUUAAUUUAAUUUUUACUGAAACAAGAGCUCACGAAAUUCUUCCUUGUUUUGAAAGUAUUUCUAUAUAGUUUUUGGAGGAAUUUCGAAGAGUUUGUUGUAAAUUUAUCGGCAUUGUGUCCAGUGCUAAGAAAAUUCGCAUGGCAAAGACUUGAGUGCAUUAACUCAGAGAUAGAAAGUGUCGCGCUAAUAAUGAACCAAUCUGUACCGCAUUGGUAGCCGUACAAUAUAGGUGUAAGUAUUAUAAAUAAAAUAAUGUAUAUCAUAUGUAUACUGUAUAGCAACCACUCGAAAUAACCGGUAUAUUUUUCUACCUCGCGGUACUUUCCAAUUAUGGCAAAAAUGUAUCGCUAUGUGUGUCCAAAAAAAAUAUAUUGUUAUCUUUUCUGGAUGUGAAUUAUAGAAUCGUAAUGAGCUCUGUGAUAAGAAACAAAGCUUAAUAGAAUAAAUCACGCUAUAAAUGUUGAAA